Molecule: messenger RNA, 3437 nt
Organism: Stylophora pistillata
Lineage: Eukaryota; Metazoa; Cnidaria; Anthozoa; Scleractinia; Pocilloporidae
Product: heparan sulfate glucosamine 3-O-sulfotransferase 1-like
Molecular function (GO): [heparan sulfate]-glucosamine 3-sulfotransferase activity
Source: RefSeq, a predicted model, not a curated record
AAUCUGGCCUGCGCAGCUGGCACUUUUGCGCGCUUUGAAGCAUCACGCAGCGAGAGGUUUGGGACAAACCUCUCAGCUAUGCUGCGUCUAAAAAAAAUCAAGCCAGCUUUGCCAGGUUAAUUAGAAUUCACUGAAAGACCAAAUCAAACGGAAAAUGUUCCUUUUUCGAGCUUGAACGACCUCGUAGUUUUAAUUGAUGUUUGAUCCUUCGACUGAGAGCAAAUUCUUGAAAAGAACCUGAAUAAACACAGGAAUAAUCACCUUUGAGCGAUUGUCUAUCUGGCUCCAUAACGAAUGGGACUUGAUGUUUUUGUUAUUUUAAGCCCGUCCGCUUUUUCCGUCGAAGUCUUUCGACAUGGUGACCCAAUGAUUAUAAACAUCCGGGACUUCGCAAAAUUAGUAGUAAAGCCAGGUUAUAGCGACAGGUCACAUUAAAUAUAUCUCUUAUUAGACGUUUUGAUAAUAAUUCUCACUACCAAAAUUAGUUCGUGUUCCGUACUGUAAGUUACGGAUCGAGCUUUCUCCGCUCGGAUAUAUGACGAGUUUCUGUCACUUAUAGUACGGACCGAAAAAACGAGGUGUGUAAGAUAUUUAUUAUAUCACCGGGUUUAAGUAGAGGGGGAAGAUAUCAAACAAAAAUUAUGAUUUAAGUGGGAGGUACAGUGAAAUACGGCUGGCUACAUUAUUGUUGCUAUGGUAACUUAGCACGUUAAAUGGAUGCUCAUAGAAUGUUUAGCAACGACAGAUAAUUUUUUUGCCGAUAGUAUUCUGCUAUAUACUGAUAAACCUACAACUUUUAAGACAAAAAAGACACCAUAGAGUAACAAAAUAAAGCAAACAAAAAAAUCGAAUUCGAAGCUUGACAUUAAGACAAUGCUCACGGACAGAAACUUGAAUGUUAAAUUUCGAAAUGCCACAUAACCGCUUUUUAAGCAGUCUUUAUCUCUUUGAUAAAAACUCAAUUGCUACAGUGUAAGACUCUUGCUGCUAAAACUUUGUUUGGAAAGAAUUUCUUCACAAAACAAUAAAUCAAAUGCCUUGGUUAUGGCUGGACUUUACUGAAGAAUGUAUCGUUAAGUUUAUGAAGGAGUGAAUGAGAAAGAAAGAGAUACUUUAACAAUGAGCAGUGCCCCCUAUCGUGUUACUUAUGCAGUAGUUCUGUGGUGAUUGCUCUAACUUGAAGCAGAGAGUAGCGUUUUUGUUUUUCAAAUUUUCAAUUUUUUCGAGUAGGCCCCUUCUACAACUUUCGUUUGAUCUGCCAAAGUUAAUCUAACCCCAACCCCUCAUCUGAUUUCCCUGUUUUUUGUUUUUUAAUGAAAAACUCGAUACCAUAGAUAAACAUUAAAAAGUCAGGUUUCCACAAUCUGUUAUCUAGCUUCAUUUAGCCCUGCAAGUUCCGCACGAACAUGCGAAGAAAUCCAUGACAACGCCAAAGUUAAAUAGGUAUUUUGGAACCUUUCUUAAGUAAUGUAUGUACAUGUGUCUAUUCAUCGGCAAACAUAGAGGUUUUAGUGCGAGACUUUCGUACGAACCCACCAAAACAGACAGCGGGCGAGAUUGAAUUACCCGAACGUAUCAUGCGUAGAAACUUCGAUUUUUUUUACCCUUUUUUAAAUUUGCUCAAGAUAAUCAAAUUUUCAAUCUGUUCAUUCAGGUUUACGUGCAAGUUCGUUCGACGUGAUCGCUCAUUUUAAAAUUCCUCGAAAUUUUUUUCACACUUAAAAGACUGAGGUAAACUUGGUUUAAAGAAGGGACACUUUCACGGCAUCAAUAGGCCAGUGAAAAAAACUCCACCAACUUCACAAGCCUGCAAAGACAAACGGAGGACUUCCAAUUCAAACCAGCAGAGAGUUCUUCGACUAGAACUUUUAAAUUGCCUUUCCAAACAACUUCUACCACGAAGAAAUACUUUUUAAAGACUCGGAGAGGAAUAGCACUUUGAUGAAAAGCGUUGGAACAAUGAUGCGAUCAUUCCGACAGAGAUACUUUUGUAGCACGCUUUUCUUCCUUGUUGCAACUUUUCUAUACUGUUUCUUUUACGGUCCAAUAAUCCCAAUCAGAGAGACCACCAGUGGAGAAUAUAAAACUUCUUACGUAGAAACGUUUUCAAUAAAUGAAGCAGAAUCAUUGGAGCAAAAUGCGAUUCAAGAUACAGACAAAACAAUCAUCUUUGAUUCAAUCACAGAAAGUAAACCAGACUUACAACAAAAGCUUGCAGACGACGAAACCUCCAGUCACCUCAACGAAGGGUACGCGGAAUCACAACAGAGCGCGCUGUCAAACAACGUAAUGACCAAUGAAGCCAACGAAAGCGAAACGGGAUUGAAACGCAGACUUCCCAAUGCUCUUGUAAUUGGAAUACGAAAAGGAGGAACAAGGGCACUUUUGGAUUCUCUUGCGCGUCACCCCAACGUGCGAGCCUGUUCACGAGAACUGCAUUUCUUUGACGAACAAGAGAACUAUAAACGAGGGUUGGAGUGGUACAGAAAUCAAAUGCCCAAGUCUUUUAACAAUGAAAUCACAAUUGAGAAAACACCAGCUUACUUUGUUACCCAGGAUGCUCCUCGUUUGAUUUACAACAUGUCACCGGAUAUUAAGCUGGUGGUUAUAGUUCGUGAUCCAACAGUACGUGCGAUUUCAGAUUACGCACAAAUCUUCGAUAAAUACCGGGGCAAGGUCAGACCAUUCGAGGAAUAUGUCGCCAAAGAUGGCGCAGUGCUAACAUCCAGCAAAAUAGUACAAACAGGCGUCUACAAAAUUCAUCUGAAAAACUGGUUGAAAUAUUUUCCUCUGGAGCAAAUUCAAUUCGUAAAUGGCGAAGAACUUAUCAGAAACCCCGUACCAGAAUUAAAAAUGGUAGAGAAGUUCUUAGGACUACAACCUUUCAUUGAUGAAAAGUUAUUCUACUUCAACGAAACUAAGGGUUUCCCGUGUUUAGUUCCACCGACUCAAACGAACGAUGAACCAACCAAAUCUGGAUGCUUGUCAAAAGAUAAGGGUCGACCACACCCUAACGUGAGCGAAGACGUCAUGACAUUAUUGCGUGACUACUACAAGCCAUUUAAUGAAGACUUUUAUGGGCUAGUCGGCAGAAAUUUUCAAUGGCCUUAGGCCUUCUCAGACCUGCCGUGUUGCAAAAAACAGUUUUAUUUUUCUGAAAGUACUUGAUAGAGGUUCAUUCACAUUUCUUAAGGAAGACACGCCUCCAUAUUUGGUAUAUUUGCUGUGCCAUGUGAAAUUACCUCAACUUCGUAGAAAUUACCAUAUAUCAGUUCUUUAUGAUGGCGAACUAAAAAAAAAUAUUUAGCUCGAGAUCAGAAAGUCCGGACUGAACACGGUUGAAGUCCGUACCUAACGAUUGAGAACCACUCGGCCUGACCAAACUCGUCAAUAAGCAUUUUUCAAAUGAACGCCCCUCUUUGUCUUUCGUCCUUUUU